UUUCCCGGAAGCAUGUUAUAAAAGAAGUGAAACGAUUACAAACCUCGAACGAUAACUGUAUUGUUAUUGUAGGAUAGAAGAGUACAAUUACUCGAAAACUGGCAUAAAAAGAGGCGCGCGAGCUUUCUGAGAACCUUGAUGACAAAAGUAGGUUCUCCAUCAGGCCUGGCUGCACCUCCACCUCCUCCAGUAUCCGCAUCUGAGUCCUCCGUUCUCUGCCUCGUCACCCAGUUAACAGCCCCGGUGAGCUGAGCUGAGCGGGGCAUCAUCAUCAUCGUCAUCGUCGUCGUCCUCAGGCAUGGCCGGAGUGCGUGGCGGAGGAGGAGGAGGGGUGCUGGGCAGCAGCAAGAUCUGCCAGUUUAAGCUGGUGCUGCUCGGGGAGACGGCGGUGGGCAAGUCCAGCGUGGUGCUGCGCUUCGUCAAGGGCCAGUUUCAGGAGUUUCAGGAGGCCACCAUUGGGGCGGCGUUCCUCACACAGACAGUCUGUCUGGACGACACGACGAUCAAGUUUGAGAUCUGGGACACGGCGGGACAGGAACGCUACCACAGUCUGGCUCCCAUGUACUAUCGAGGAGCACAGGCCGCCAUCGUCGUCUUCGACAUCACUAGCACGGACAGUUUCACGCGAGCCCAGAGCUGGGUGAAGGAGCUCCAGAAACAGGCCAACCCCAACAUCGUCAUCGCUCUGGCGGGCAACAAGGCAGACCUGGCCAACAAGAGGACCGUCGAGUUCCAGGAAGCCCAAGACUAUGCGGACGAGAACGGCCUGCUCUUCAUGGAGACGUCGGCCAAGACAGCCCUGAACGUCAACGAGAUCUUCAUGGCUAUUGCAAAGAAGCUUCCAAGGAAUGACCAACAAGGCGGAAUCGGAACGGGCCGGACUAGAACAGGGGUGGACCUGAACGAGCCCGCCUCCCAGAGCCGCAUGGGCCAAUGCUGUGGCCGGGGCAAUUAGGCUUAACCAAUCACGGAACAAGGGGACACAAAACUGGUUUAAUGGAACAGGAAACAAAAAAGAGACCAGCUACAGGAAAAAAAAUGUUUGUUUUUUUUGUUUUUGUUUUUUUUAUUUUAUUUUUUAAUAUAUACGGUAUAUGUAUACGUAAUAUGUAUUCUGGAAAAAAGAACUUCAGCAUUUAACAACUGAUCCCAGUUGUAAGAAUUCUAAAUGACCCAUCUUAAUAAGCUAGAGAAAGGGACUACAGACAGCUUUUCACUCCUUCUGGAGGGUACUCCAAGAACAUGGUUCAGUGGUAAACGAGUUUAUGUUAACCUUGCUGGUAAAUCAUCUAAUAAAAACCCCUACAGUCCUC
This is a messenger RNA of Engraulis encrasicolus (European anchovy), 1313 nucleotides long. RefSeq names its product ras-related protein Rab-5C-like. The transcript is spliced from 7 exons. Gene Ontology annotation, cellular component: Golgi apparatus; endosome. Gene Ontology annotation, molecular function: GTP binding; GTPase activity. NCBI's taxonomy places the organism in Eukaryota, Metazoa, Chordata, Actinopteri, Clupeiformes, Engraulidae. The record is from RefSeq and is a predicted model, not a curated record. Bases 299 to 955 code for a protein of 218 amino acids.